AUGAGCGGCCCUCCUCCUCCCCUUCGCAAAAAGGGUCCCAAGAACCUGCCGACGCUGCCUCUAUCGGCAUUCAGUCCUCCCAACUCGGGUGUAUCCGAGAACUUUCCCUUGCCUCCGAGCCCAUCGACCGUCCACCCAGAUCGCGUGGUAGACGCCAGUGUACGCGCGAUUCCGACGUGGAAGAAGGAGUGCACUGGCGCGAUCGAGGGCCGAGUAAAGGAAGUCGUCGUGGUCGCACCCGAAGGUGGUGUUGAUGGCGCUCUAGCUCAGGCCAAAGAGGCAGGCGUAGACGUUCUGGCAAUCCAGAUUCCCUUCAAACUUGAGGAUGGCGCAUUGCCCGAAUUGCCAUCGGCGGACGUGCAGAUCACGCUGUCCACGGCGUAUACCGCUCCAUCGGAUGCUGCCGUCCAGUCGCUACAGGCCGCCGUCAAGGCCGGAAAUGUGGUUGACAUCCAUAUUGAGAGCGGUGACGGAGGUGCUCUUGAUGAUCUUUGGGAAGGACUCGAGGAUCUGCUCACAAAGGCUACCGAAGCCGCUACUAUCGGUGAAGGCGCCAUCGUUCUCGAGAAUAUCCUUCCUCCUCCACAUGACCUCGAGCUGCCAAUCGUGAAACUCCUCACGCACCCUUCAUACCAGUCCUACCAGUCUCAUGUGGCAGCGCUGUCCUUAAUCCCGAACACCUACGCCAAGUUCUUGCCGCCCGACUGGAACGCACCCACGCCUCACACACCCGCCCCGGGGCAGGCGCUCUCACCCGAAUCCCCCGAGGACAAGCAGAAGAAGGAGUGGAAGCGUAGAAUCAAGAUGUACCUCGGCCCUGCCGUCGAAGCCUUCGGCUUUGAGCGUAUCAUAUUCGGUUCGGCUCCCUCGCCGACUUCUCGCGCCACCUCCAGUGCGGGCGAUUGGUAUGAGAUCGCGCGCGAGUCUUUCGCUGAGCUCGGUGUCGACCAAGAGACGGUCGAUGCUAUCUUUGGGAACAAUGCUAAGCGCGUGUAUGGGAAACGCUCGUAG
This is a messenger RNA of Peniophora sp. CBMAI 1063, 1011 nucleotides long. Lineage: Eukaryota; Fungi; Basidiomycota; Agaricomycetes; Russulales; Peniophoraceae. The record is from the annotation of a GenBank genome assembly.